GCCAGAACAGCACAAAAAUGAACCCUUCAUGAGAGUCUCCUCCCGUUCCCUCCUCCUCUUGUUACGUCUCUUGCUAUAUUUAUCCAUUUAUUAAUCAAUUUUCUCUGUCUGUGUGUCAAGUGUACGAUAACCCUUUCCUCCACAUCAAUACACACUAUACACUUAUCCUCGUUCUCGAUCUCCGAUAGCCUCCACCGCCACGAUGUUGCCCUAUGCAACCCUCUCGGAGGCAGAGGUUGCGAUAGGUCGCAACCUCACAGCGGCGGAGACAUUGUGGUUCAACUACACCGGCAAGAUGCCGGACUUGAUGGUGUAUUGCCACACCAUCGCGCUGCUGUUCUGCGUGUACUCACUUUCACCGCUGCCUGUGGUGCUCAUUGAGCUGAAGCGCCUCAACCCCUUUGACUCCCACAAGAUCCAACCCAAGGUUCGCUUGUCCUUCAAAGAGAUGUUCAGGUGCUACAAGGAUGUCAUGUUCUUGUUCUUUUGCAUCGUCGGUCCUCUCCAAUUCAUCUCUUACCCUUUGUUCAUCAAGUUUGUUGGCAUCAGGAUGGAGCUGCCAUUGCCAUCUGUGUGGGAGGUGGUGGCGCAAUUGGUGGUGUAUUUCUUAAUAGAGGACUACACGAACUAUUGGUUGCACAGGUUCCUACACGUGAAUAGGUGGGGUUACGAGAACAUUCACAGGGUGCACCAUGAGUACGAGGCUCCGAUCGGCUACGCUGCACCGUAUGCACAUUGGGUGGAGAUCCUUCUCCUUGGAGUUCCGACAUUUCUUGGUCCGGCAAUUGUCCCUUGUCACUUGAUCACCUUCUGGUUGUGGAUAGCAUUGCGCCAACUUGAAGCUAUUGACACACACAAAGGGUAUGAGUUUCCUUGGGCGAUCACAAAACUCAUUCCAUUUUAUGGUGGUGCUGAUCAUCAUGAUUACCAUCAUUAUGUUGGAGGACAAAGUCACAGCAAUUUCGCUUCAGUUUUCACAUACUGUGAUUUUAUUUAUGGAACUGACAAGGGUUAUCGUUAUCAGAAGAAAAUGCAGAAGAAGUUGAAGGAAGGAUCAUACAAGAAAUCCGACUAAAACGGAGAAUACAUCAUCCUGUGGUUAGGGAGUGUAACAUGUUUUGACUUUCGAAAACUAAAGAUUUCAAGUAUGUGGAGAUAUAUAUUUGGCAACAAUGGUGGUACAAUAGACCUCAAGCUUAAGGGUGGAGGUUAGAGAGAUGCCCUUCACAAAUUGUGAAUUUGUGUUAGGAAAGGGGUGGGAGAGGAAUUUCUUUUAUUGUAAUCUUUUGGGUUUAGAUUGGAAAAUGUUAAAACAUGAAAGGGGAAUUCCUCCCCCGGAAUGUAAUUCAAAAAUUUGCUGAUGCCGUAUGUGUGAAGGUGAAUUCUUCAA
This is a messenger RNA of Arachis stenosperma, 1390 nucleotides long. Its product is annotated as methylsterol monooxygenase 1-1-like. The transcript is spliced from 5 exons. The record is from RefSeq and is a predicted model, not a curated record. Gene Ontology annotation, biological process: sterol biosynthetic process. Bases 203 to 1075 code for a protein of 290 amino acids. Gene Ontology annotation, molecular function: iron ion binding; C-4 methylsterol oxidase activity. NCBI's taxonomy places the organism in Eukaryota, Viridiplantae, Streptophyta, Magnoliopsida, Fabales, Fabaceae.